Saccostrea echinata is the source of this 1316-nucleotide messenger RNA. RefSeq names its product procathepsin L-like. The transcript has 8 exons. Gene Ontology annotation, cellular component: lysosome. The coding region runs from base 81 to 1070 and encodes 329 amino acids. The record is from RefSeq and is a predicted model, not a curated record. Gene Ontology annotation, molecular function: cysteine-type endopeptidase activity. NCBI's taxonomy places the organism in Eukaryota, Metazoa, Mollusca, Bivalvia, Ostreida, Ostreidae.
UCAACAUUGACACAGCCAUAAACCAGACUGUGACAAAUUCACCCUUUUUCACAUUAUUGCACAUUUUCUUCAGUAGAAAUAUGAUGGUUAAGAGUCUACUGAUCGUCGUGUUCUUAGUGUGUACCUCCUACGGCAGUCUUUCUGAUGUCUUCCUGGAUAAAGAAUGGGAGGACUUUAAACAUAUCUAUGGGAAAAUCUACUCUCAGCAGGAGGAACAGGAAAGAAAGUUGAUUUGGAAAGAAAACAUUGAUUUCAUCAAUAAACAUAACACUGAAGCUGACCUGGGACAUCACAGCUAUAGACUGGGAAUGAAUAAAUAUGGCGACAUGACCAGCGAAGAAGUGUCAGCAAUUCUAAAUGGAGCCAGGGGCUUUAGUGUUAUGAAUGGGAGUACUUUUCUACCACCCAACAACCUGAGGCUUCCAGAUACGGUAGACUGGAGAACAAAGGGCUAUGUUACUCCUGUUAAAGACCAGGGUAGAUGUGGAUCAUGCUGGGCUUUUUCAACCACUGGUGCGCUGGAGGGACAACACUUUCGGAAAACAAGAAAACUAGUUUCUUUAUCAGAACAGAAUCUUCUAGACUGCGACAAAAAAAGCCAUGGAUGUCAAGGGGGGUUACCAGAAGAGGCCUUCAAAUACAUCAAAGAAAACGGUGGAAUUGACACAGAAGAAUCCUACCCUUAUGUCGGAAAGAAUCAAUUCAAAUGCAAGUUCAGGCCGUCAAACGUUGGGGCAAAAUGUACAGGCAUAGUUAAUAUUCCCUCUGGUAACGAGCUCCAGCUUCAGAAGGCAGUGGCUAGUGUUGGCCCGAUCUCGGUUGCUAUCGACGCCAGUGUGAAGACAUUCCAUUUGUACAAAGAGGGUGUUUACAAUGAAAAGAGAUGUAGUACACGCCAGCUUGACCACGCCGUCUUAGUUGUUGGGUACGGUGUUUAUGAAGGAGAUGAGUAUUGGCUUGUAAAAAACAGCUGGAGCAAAUCUUGGGGUAUGGACGGCUACAUAAUGAUGUCCAGAAAUAAGGACAAUCAGUGUGGAAUCGCAAGUGAAGCCAUGUAUCCCACGGUUUGACAACAUAUUCCCUUGGAGUUUACGCAUAUGUUGUUGAAAUAAAGAUUAUUUAACUGAAGAAUUUACGUUAAAGAAAUGACAUAACUUUUUAUCAACUUGUCUUAUUUCCAUUUGUUUGUCUGGUCGUUUGUUUUCUUUUCUUUUGUUUUUCUACUGUUUUAAAAAUUAAAUAUUCAUUUGUUUAAAGUUUUAAUUCGCUAAGGUAAUCAACACUGAAUUUCAUUAUUAAAUACUGAUCUUCAUGUG